ACAAAUUGAAGCAUCAAGGCCCAAAAACAUGAAGAGCUGUGCUUCUCUCUGCUCUGAGAUCCUCCUCCAUCACCCACCAUGAACAACGGCGACCAGAGACGCUUAAACGGUGAAAUCGAAGAAGACGAGGAAGACGAGGAGAACAACGACGGCCUCGCCGCUUGGGAACGAGCCUAUGCCGACGAGCGUUCCUGGGAGUCACUUCAAGAGGACGAGUCUGGCUUGCUCCGCCCCAUUGAUAACCAGAGCCUCCAUCACGCCCAGUACCGCCGCCGCCUCCGCGCCGCCACCACUGCCCGGAUUCAGAAGGGUCUCAUUCGUUAUCUUUACAUCGUUAUCGACCUUUCUAAGGCAGCUUCAGAGAUGGAUUUUAGACCUAGCCGAAUGGGUGUGGUUGCGAAGCAUGUUGAAGCUUUCAUUAGAGAGUAUUUCUACCAGAAUCCGCUUAGUCAAGUAGGCCUUGUGACUAUAAAAGAUGGGGUUUCUCAUAUCUUAACGGAUCUCGGUGGGAGUCCUGAGUCUCAUGUUAAAGCUCUGAUGGGUAAACUGGAAUGCUCAGGCGACGCGUCCCUGCAGAAUGCAUUGGAUCUUGUUCAAGGGUAUCUAGAUCAGAUUCCUUCCUAUGGUCACAGGGAAGUUCUGAUCAUGUAUUCAGCUCUCAGUACAUGUGAUCCUGGGGAUAUAAUGGGAACUAUUCAGAAGUGCAAGAAAUCUAAAAUUAGAUGCUCAGUUAUUGGUCUCUCAGCAGAAAUUUUCAUAUGCAAACAUCUGUGCCAAGAAACUGGGGGCUCCUAUUAUAUUGCAUUGGAUGAGUCACACUUAAAAGACUUGAUAUUGGAACAUGCACCUCCACCUCCAGCAAUUGCAGAAUUUGCUAUUGCGAAUUUGAUUAAGAUGGGGUUUCCACAAAGAGCAGCAGAGAGCUCUGUGGCAAUUUGCUCAUGUCACAAGGAGGCAAAAGUCGGAGAUGGAUACACUUGUCCAAGAUGCAAAGCCCGCGUGUGUGAGCUACCUACCGAAUGUCGCAUUUGUGGGUUGACACUCAUUUCCUCACCUCAUUUGGCAAGGUCUUAUCAUCAUCUGUUCCCAAUUGUACCAUUUGAUGAGGUCUCUAUGUCACUAUACAGUGAUCAGCAAAACAAGUUACCUAAAGCUUGUUUUGGCUGCCAACAAAGUGUUCUUGGUCCAGGAAACAAACCUGGCCUUCGGGUUGCUUGUCCAAAGUGUAAGCAGCACUUUUGCCUUGAUUGUGACAUAUAUAUUCAUGAGAGCUUGCAUAACUGCCCAGGCUGUGACAGUACCAGGCAUUCAAAGAUACCAGCCGCAAAUGAAGGAGGAUGAAGUUCUGCUAUCCUGGAAUUGUUUGUGCUACCCUCUCCGGAAUUGAUUGACAUAGUUUUGCGCUUGC
Fragaria vesca subsp. vesca is the source of this 1408-nucleotide messenger RNA. RefSeq names its product TFIIH basal transcription factor complex p47 subunit-like (gene GTF2H2). The transcript is spliced from 4 exons. Gene Ontology annotation, biological process: DNA-templated transcription; regulation of transcription by RNA polymerase II; nucleotide-excision repair. NCBI's taxonomy places the organism in Eukaryota, Viridiplantae, Streptophyta, Magnoliopsida, Rosales, Rosaceae. Gene Ontology annotation, molecular function: zinc ion binding. The record is from RefSeq and is a predicted model, not a curated record. Gene Ontology annotation, cellular component: transcription factor TFIIH core complex; transcription factor TFIIH holo complex. Bases 79 to 1341 code for a protein of 420 amino acids.